Molecule: messenger RNA, 2441 nt
Organism: Myotis myotis
Lineage: Eukaryota; Metazoa; Chordata; Mammalia; Chiroptera; Vespertilionidae
Gene: SMU1
Product: SMU1 DNA replication regulator and spliceosomal factor
Exons: 12
Coding region: 104-1645 (513 amino acids)
Biological process (GO): mRNA splicing, via spliceosome
Cellular component (GO): precatalytic spliceosome
Molecular function (GO): protein binding
Source: RefSeq, a predicted model, not a curated record
CGUCGAGCGGAAGUGACGUAGGACGGCCGCCGGAGGUGUCGUUGGUGGGUUGCGCGGCUGGGCCUGAUAGUAGACUGGGUUCUGCGGCCAGGAAGAGAGCGCGAUGUCUAUCGAAAUCGAGUCCUCGGAUGUGAUCCGUCUUAUCAUGCAGUACCUGAAGGAGAACAGUUUACACCGGGCACUAGCCACCUUACAGGAAGAGACUACUGUGUCUCUGAAUACCGUGGACAGCAUUGAGAGUUUCGUGGCUGACAUUAAUAGUGGCCACUGGGACACAGUUUUACAGGCUAUACAGUCUCUGAAAUUGCCAGACAAAACCCUCAUUGACCUCUAUGAACAGGUUGUUCUGGAAUUGAUAGAACUCCGUGAAUUGGGGGCUGCCAGGUCUCUUCUGAGACAAACUGACCCUAUGAUCAUGUUGAAACAAACGCAGCCAGAGCGGUAUAUUCAUCUGGAGAACCUCUUGGCCAGGUCUUAUUUUGAUCCUCGUGAGGCAUACCCAGAUGGAAGUAGCAAAGAGAAGAGAAGAGCAGCAAUUGCUCAGGCCUUAGCUGGGGAAGUCAGUGUGGUGCCUCCAUCUCGUCUCAUGGCAUUGCUGGGGCAGGCGCUGAAGUGGCAGCAGCACCAGGGGUUGCUUCCUCCUGGCAUGACCAUAGAUUUGUUCCGAGGCAAAGCAGCUGUCAAAGAUGUGGAAGAAGAAAAGUUUCCUACACAGCUGAGCAGGCAUAUUAAGUUUGGUCAGAAGUCACAUGUGGAGUGUGCUCGAUUUUCUCCGGAUGGUCAGUAUUUGGUCACUGGGUCUGUUGAUGGAUUCAUUGAAGUAUGGAACUUCACAACUGGAAAAAUCAGGAAGGAUCUUAAGUACCAGGCCCAGGAUAACUUUAUGAUGAUGGAUGAUGCUGUUCUCUGCAUGUGUUUCAGCAGAGAUACAGAAAUGUUAGCAACUGGGGCUCAAGAUGGAAAAAUCAAGGUUUGGAAAAUUCAGAGUGGACAGUGUUUAAGGAGAUUUGAAAGGGCACACAGUAAAGGUGUCACCUGUCUAAGCUUUUCUAAGGAUAGCAGCCAGAUCCUCAGUGCCUCUUUUGACCAGACAAUUAGAAUUCAUGGUUUAAAAUCUGGGAAGACCCUGAAGGAAUUUCGUGGCCAUUCUUCCUUUGUUAAUGAAGCAACAUUUACACAAGAUGGACAUUAUAUUAUUAGUGCAUCCUCUGAUGGCACUGUAAAGAUAUGGAAUAUGAAGACCACAGAAUGUUCAAAUACCUUUAAAUCCCUGGGCAGCACUGCAGGGACAGACAUCACUGUCAACAGUGUGAUCCUGCUUCCUAAAAACCCAGAGCACUUUGUGGUGUGCAACAGAUCAAACACAGUGGUCAUCAUGAACAUGCAAGGGCAGAUUGUCAGAAGCUUCAGCUCUGGUAAGAGAGAAGGUGGUGACUUUGUUUGCUGCGCCCUCUCUCCCCGUGGUGAAUGGAUUUACUGUGUGGGAGAGGACUUUGUGCUCUACUGUUUUAGCACAGUCACUGGCAAACUGGAGAGAACUCUGACAGUUCAUGAAAAGGAUGUGAUUGGUAUUGCACAUCAUCCCCAUCAGAACCUGAUUGCUACCUACAGUGAAGAUGGACUCCUAAAACUCUGGAAACCCUAAUUAGACUUUUUUCUUUAAACUAGUCUGAGAGCAUGUACUUAAAUGAAGACAUAUUCAUGUGUUGCUUUUUUUUUUGCCAGUUUCUCUGACUAACUUGUCUGAAUUAGGCACAAGAAUAAUUUUGUGAAAGUUCAUGUUUAAGUUAGCAGUUACCCUUUUUAUACAUUUUUAAGGUAUUCAUUUGUCUUUCUAAUUGGGGCAGUCACUUAAUGUUUUCAAUUAUCUUUUACCUGGAGAGUGAAGUAAUUGAUAGUUCUAAAAAAAUUAUAAUCCUUUGAUUAUUGCAAUUCUGAUUAAAAUGUGCCUCCUUGCAGUAAACUUGUAAAUAGGAACUAUCCCAUAUUCAGUAGCUAGUCCUUUUUUUUUUUUUUUUUUUUUAGAUGGUAAUAAACUUUAUACCUUUCUGGAGUCUUUGUUCUUAAAUGUGAAAGUUGCUUAUCUGGUUAGCAUAUUAGAAUCUAAUGAGGUGGGUGGGACAUGGACAUUAUUAUGCUCGAAUCUUAAAUACAGUAGGAAGUCAACUUCUGGGUAGAAAAAGAAACUAUAUGUGAAAAGGUUGGAUGUUACAUAGGAUCACAUUUCACUGCCUUUACCCUUCCAUUCUUUUCUUUUUUUUUAAAUUUUAAAUGAAUAGCUGUUUUUAUUCUAAGUAAUUUUUUUAAAAAUCUUUAUUGUUGAGAGUAUUAUAGAUGUCCCCUCUUUUCUCCCCCACUACCCCCCUCCGCCUGGUUCCUGCCCACCCCAGGCCUUCACCACCCUACUUCUGGCCACAGAUAAGAUCUUUGGUUAAUCUCUU